Molecule: messenger RNA, 2407 nt
Organism: Styela clava
Lineage: Eukaryota; Metazoa; Chordata; Ascidiacea; Stolidobranchia; Styelidae
Molecular function (GO): DNA binding
Source: RefSeq, a predicted model, not a curated record
AAGGAUGGCCGAAUGAUCUCACUUCGCUGCGAAUACUCGGUGACUCGUGACGGGAAGUCUGACUCGUUGCGUCGUGCCUUUUUCUCCAGUCAAUUAUGUCGAGCUGAACCAUAAUAAAUUCGCUCUUUGGUGAAUAAGUCGUAAGGCUACACGCAAUGGGCAAAUCGCAAAUUCCUCAAGUAGUGGCGUUUGCUUAUACUAACUACACAUUAGAUGCCGAAAAAAGGCGACGGCGUGCGGAAUGCCGAAGCUGUGGAAAACCAGUACUCGAAAAAGCUGGUACAACAUCAAAUUUCACUCGUCAUUUGAGAAUGCACCAUCCAGAAGUAUAUCAAUGCUACCAAGAAAGCAAGUUGGAGUCUAACAUAAAUUCACAUAAUUCUGACCACCAGAAUUGCACUCAUCAGAAAUUUACUAACGAGUCACCCGUUGAAUCAUUGAACAAGCUUUCAGAUGAAGCUGUGAAACAUGGUGGCAGUUCAAAUUUAGAUGAACCUCUGACAGCGUGUAUUGUGCCUAAUUCGAAAGUGACGAAAAACAAAAGUACUGGCGUUGUCAAUGUUAAAAAGUUUCCAAUACAUUUGGAAAGCAAAACAAAUCUCAGAGAUGAAUCUUUGUUACUUGAUCUUAUAAUAAAUGAGAGUCUGCCACUAGACAUUGUCGAGUCAAAAAGUUUCAAUGCUUUUUUAAGAAGCAUAAAUGAAAAUGCUGGUUCUAUAAGCCUUGAUACAGUAAAGUCGAACAUUGUCAAGAGAAGUGCAAAGAUUUGGGCUGAUAUAUGGCAGCGACUCAUGAAGUGUCAGUCUGUGAAUGUAACUGUUAAUGUUUGGACUGAUGGAAAAAUGCGUUCUUUCGUUGCCGUCACUGCACAUAUGUUAGAAGAAAGUUCAUAUGGGAUGGAGUUGUCAUCAUGUCUGUUGUCAUGUGAAAGAUUGAUAGGGAAACAUGUAGGUGAAGAAGUUGCUUCUGCUUUUGCUAGAAUUGUAGAAUAUUUUAAUCUUGAAAAGACUUUGGAUUAUAUCAUCGUGGUUGAUUCAACUGACCUGAAAAAUGCACUGUCCAUAUCUUUUCUUCCACAAAACUGCAACUCAGAUGCUUACACACUUGAUAGUGGUGUACAUGUAGAUGAUGACUCCAUUUGGAACUCUUUGGAUGAAAGACCUAAGAAAGCGCUUGAAGUCGAAGUAGUUGAUCAUGCAAGACAGUCGUCUCUUCAGUGUUUUGAAGUUUCACUACAUGCUUUCCUUCACAAUGUCUUGGAAAACACUGAAUGUAUACGUCAGCCUGUGCUAAAAGUUUGUUAUUUUGUCUCUGAAGCACACACCAAUCCUAGCUUUGCGGCGAGUCUUAGCAUCAAUUUGUCAUUGAAUGUAGAUAGUCUUACACCCAAUACCAGACGGUGGAAGCCAACUAUACAAAAUAUAGAAGCAAUACUUCGUUGUAAUCAAAAAAUAUUGAAUAAUUUGUGUGGACGUAAUCAUGAAAUGGGCAUGAUAUUGACUGAGGAGGAUUAUUCCAUGCUAAAAGAAUUAUUAGAACUUCUGCGACCAUUCUAUGAAUCUACUUUAUUGGUUGAGCAGAAAAGCUGUUCAAUCAGUGUUGUUGUUCCAACAGUGCUUUCACUAUACAAGCAUCUGAUGAAUUUCACACACAAAGUAAAAUGCCUUCGGAAUAUGGUUACUCACAUGAUAGAUUCCUUGUACCUUCGUUUUAAAGGUAUUUUCAUCAAUGUGGGAAUGUCUGAUUUGAAUUUAUAUGAUGAUCAUACUGGGAAUGCACUCAAUUUCAGUGAGCAAGUUUACAUCCAAGCAGCUGUACUUGAUCCCACUUUCGGAUUUCAGUGGUUGAAAUUUGUUGACGCUGACCUCAGCAUCAAGAGGAUGUUGAAGAAAAAAAUAAUGGAUGACAUUGCCAUGUCCGCGGAAUCUCAGAUGUGUUUUGAAGCAGCGAAUAAUAUCAAUGCCAUAGAUGAUGAAGAUAAUCAGCCUCCAGCAAAAAAACUUAAGUCGUUCGGAAACUUCGAAAAAAAUGCCAGUGAUGAGGAAAAUACAACUUCUGGACAACUACAGAAAUAUCUUAGUAUGGUUGAAUUUAGUUACAAAAUAAUUUCUUGCUCUGAAUUUUGGAGCAAUAACAAAACUAUUUUUAAUCUCAUUUUUCCUCUUGUAAGACGUAUUCUUGCCGUCCCGGCACAUUCUACGUUAGUCUCGCAUGUCAUGGCAAGGGGUGGGGUAAUGACUAGAUCCAGGCAAUCGACAUUGGAUGAUAACAUGCUUUCCCACAUUGUUUUUUUGAAAAGCAAUUUUGAUUAUAAAUUUCAUUAUAAAGAUGAUGGUUAUGUAUGAUUGUAAAUGUAUCUCUCUUUUCGCACAGUCAUUUUAAUUCCAUUAAAAGUUUGAUCAUUUUA